Molecule: messenger RNA, 1875 nt
Organism: Lagopus leucura (white-tailed ptarmigan)
Lineage: Eukaryota; Metazoa; Chordata; Aves; Galliformes; Phasianidae
Gene: MYORG
Product: myogenesis regulating glycosidase (putative)
Exons: 1
Biological process (GO): carbohydrate metabolic process; skeletal muscle fiber development
Molecular function (GO): hydrolase activity, hydrolyzing O-glycosyl compounds
Source: RefSeq, a predicted model, not a curated record
AAGACGGAGCUGAUGGACCUGCGGGCGGACGGCUUCGUCAUCAGGAACCAGCACGGGGAGGUGGUGUUCCGGCUGGCGUUCCGCUCGGGGAGCCUGGACCUGGAGUCGUGCUCCAAGGAGGGCGAGAUCCUGAGCUGCACGCGGUCGGACCGGGGGCCGCUCAACUUCUUCAUCCAGACGGUGAAGCCCAAGGACACGGUGAUGUGCUACCGCGUGCGCUGGGAGGAGCUGGCGGCCGGCCCGGCUGUGGAGCACACCAUGUUCUGGGAGGACGCCCACUGGUACGGGGGCUCGGAGAUGAGCACCCAGCACUGGCCCAUCCGCCUGGCGGGCUACCAGGAGCCCGUGCCCUACGUCACCAGCGACGUCUACUCUUUCCGCGACAGCUUCGGGGGCAUCCUGGAGCGCUACUGGCUCUCCUCCAAGGCGGCGGCCAUCAAGAUCAACGACUCGGUGCCCUUCCACCUGGGCUUCAACGCCACCGAGCGCUCCCUCUUCUUCCAGGCCCGCUACAAGGACUCUCCCUACAAGCCCCCGCCGGGGCAGCAGCCCUUCCCCGAGCUGAGCUACCGGGUGUGCGUAGGCUCCGACGUCACCUCCAUCCACAAGUACAUGGUGCGCAGGUACUUCAACAAGCCCUCCAAGAUCCCUGCUGAGAACGCCUUCCGAUACCCCAUCUGGUCCACGUGGGCCCUCUACAAGAAUGAUAUUGAUCAGGAUAAACUCUUGCGAUUUGCAGAAAAGAUUAAGAAAUACCAUUUCAAUUGCAGCCACAUUGAAAUUGAUGACAUGUACACACAGGCCUAUGGGGACUUUGACUUUGACCCUGUCAAGUUCCCCAACGUAACUGAGAUGUUUGCAAAACUGAGGGAAGAUGGGUUUAAGGUCACUCUGUGGAUUCAUCCCUUCAUACAUGUGGAUUCUUCAAAUUUUGGUGUGGGGAUUGAGCGUCAGCUCUUCAUCAAGGAGCCAUCGGGGCGGCUGCCAGCCAUGGUGGAAUGGUGGAAUGGCAUUGGGGCCAUCCUGGACUUUACCAACCCAGCAGCCCGGGACUGGUUCCAGAGUCACCUGCGCCAGCUGCGUCACAAGUACGGCAUCUCCUCCUUCAAAUUUGAUGCAGGUGAGACCAGCUACCUGCCCAAACAGUUCAGCACCUUCCGGCCUCUCUCCGACCCCAGCAUCUGGUCCCGGCGCUACACCGAGAUGGCCAUCCCCUUCUACGAGCUGGCUGAGGUACGGGUGGGCUACCAGUCGCAGAACAUCUCCUGCUUCUUCCGCAUCAUUGACCGCGACUCUGUGUGGGGCUAUGAGCUUGGCCUCAAGUCUCUCAUCCCUACAGUGCUCACCAUCAGCAUGCUGGGCUACCCCUUUAUUUCUGCUGACAUGAUUGGAGGAAACUUCCUCCCCAACAAGACGGAUGGAGCAGUUGAGAUCCCGGACCGGGAGCUGUACAUCCGAUGGCUGGAGCUGUCGGCCUUCAUGCCCUCCAUGCAGUUCUCCAUCCCACCGUGGCUCUACGACAAGGAGGUGGUGGAGAUCGCGCAGAAGUUCACGGAGCUGCACGAGUCGCUGGUGGCCCCGCUGCUGCUGGAGCUGGCCGGGGAGGUGACCGACACGGGAGACCCCAUCAUCCGGCCCAUCUGGUGGAUCUCGCCCCGCGACGAGGCCACGCACCGCAUCGACUCGCAGUUCCUCAUUGGGGACACCCUCAUGGUGGCUCCUGUGCUGGAGAUGGGCAAGCAGGAGCGUGACGUCUACCUGCCGGCGGGCAAAUGGCGCAGCUACAAGGGGGAACUCUUUGAGAAGACGCCAGUGCUGCUCACGGACUAUCCUGUCGACCUGGACGAGGUCGCCUACUUCCUCUGGGUUUCCUAA